Messenger RNA from Lactuca saligna, 1314 nucleotides. Lineage: Eukaryota; Viridiplantae; Streptophyta; Magnoliopsida; Asterales; Asteraceae. The record is from the annotation of a GenBank genome assembly.
AUGGCUAAAAAGAUUGCUAAGAAGAAAAAGCGAGUGGUAGUUAAAGAUGAAGAUGAAGUUGUACCUGAAUCCCCGGUUCAUGAUACUGAUCAGAUAGUUUCAUCACCAAAGAAGGCUUCUCCAAUUCAUUCGAAUGUUGAGGUGACUGGAUAUGGUGAUCAUUCAAAAAUAUCUACUCCUAUUAAGGAUGCUGUCAUACCACCCGGAGUCUCGAAUACCAAAUUAGUUACUAAGGAGGUUCGAACUUUAGGCAUCCCUGCGAACAUAUCUAAUAUGGACACAAAUGGCACCAUGGGUGAAGGAGUGCUGAACAACGAAGCUCAAGGUAAUCCUACGAUUGCUAUCUCUUCUACUUUCGAUACAUCUACCAUUUCCACCAAUAUCUAUUUACCACUAUUUGUUUCUACUAUUUCCACCACUUUACCACCAACUACUCAUUCUCCAACUUAUCAUCAAAUCCUUCAACAACCCAUUACUUCUCUAUUUCCAUCCCAGUCUACUGAUGGCCCUAAAAUAGUAAAUGAUGAUGAUACCACUGUAGAUGGUGAGUUUACGGGUACAUUUGAUGACCUCGAAUUUGAUCCAGAAGAAGAAAACAUACCAGAUCAUAUGUUGAUGUCUGGGGGUUGUCAUUUGAUAUCGAAGAUAGAAGUUGAUGUUAUGCUCAAGGCUCAAGAGCUUCGUCUGAGGGAUGAGUUGGAAAUUCUGGAUCGAAACAACGAAAAACAUGUCAAGGCUCAAUCGUCGUCUUUUGAUCAGGAACUGAAGGAACUAAAAGUUGUGCCAAAAGAAAAACAUAUUUUAUUUGUUCAAGAUGUUAAGAAAGUUCGAGAAGAUGUUAAUCUCAAACUGGAGGAGUUAAGGGUAGAUAUAGCGAAGGAAGUUGCUGCUAUAUCUCAUGAUUAUUCUAUUAUUCCCAAAAACGUAGAUAUCAUUGCAGAUGCAGUUACAGAUGUGAUUGGUUCAUCAUCUUCACUAACUAUUCCUGAUUCUUUACCCCAAAAGUGUGUUGCUUUGGAGUCGACACUCAAACAUGAAUUGGCUCCCUUAGCCAAGUUGUUGAAUCUAAUGCCAAUGAAUGUCCCACCUAUCCAGAAAGGGGUACAAGGGAGAGAAGGUAUUGGUGCUGGAUUUGGGGUGAGUUCGAAGUUUAGCAUGGGAGGAAAGGGUGUAGUUGUUGAACCUACUGCUGAAGAAAAGAAAGCAACUAUUGAAAAGGAGAUUGAAAAGCAAAGGCAUAUACAGAGCAUUCUACAACAUAGAGCUAGUGAUCCUCCUGGUCUAGACAAAGGAGAUCCUUCAAAGCAUUACUGA